Messenger RNA from Lasiosphaeria miniovina, 1065 nucleotides. RefSeq lists its product as uncharacterized. The coding region runs from base 1 to 1065 and encodes 354 amino acids. The transcript has 2 exons. The record is from RefSeq and is a predicted model, not a curated record. NCBI's taxonomy places the organism in Eukaryota, Fungi, Ascomycota, Sordariomycetes, Sordariales, Lasiosphaeriaceae.
AUGGCAGCAAAGCUCUUCGCAGCGAGACCGGGCGUCCAGGAAGCCGCGGCCAAGAGCAAAGACCUGCAGCGGAUCCUCGCCGAAACCUCCAGCGCCGCGACCUUACUCGCCCAAAACCAGUCCGAACUCGCCUCGCUGCAAGCCGCCAUCACAGCAUCCGACGCGCGCGUCAAAGACCUCGACCUCGCAGCGCAAAAAGAACAGCUCGACCACGCGCGGCUGCGCGACUCGCGCGUCAAGCGCUUCGCAUACAGCGCGACCGGCCGCAAGGCCAAGUUCGACGCGCAGGCGCGCGCCGAGGAGGCCGAGUACGUGGCGGCGCUGCAGCUCGCGCAGCGCGAGACGGAUGCCAACGCCGCGCUAAGGGCGCAGCUGCACGCGGCGCACAAGCCGCUCGGCGAGCUGCAGCGUGAGGUGGCGCGGCGGGCGCAGGCGGAGCAGGAUCUCGAGGCGCUGUACGGGACGGUGUUCAACGACGGCACAUGGGCGCUGUUUCCGGGCGAGGUGGCGGCGAGGAAGAAGCAUAUUGCCGCGCAGGAGGCGCAUCGCGCGGCGGUCGAGCGCGCGGCGGCCGAGGAGAAGGCCGCGGCGAUGCUCGGCGAGGUGCAGCAGCUCGUGAGCGGCGCCGCGGUGAAGGCGAUCGACGAGGCGCUGCACUAUUCGCGUCGGCAUCCGUUUAACAAUGGUGUCGUGGCCGACAUGCUCGAGCACGACGCGCUGGGCCGCGCGAGGAUGGCUGUCGUCAGGGCGCGCAUGAAGCUGAUCGAUGUGAGGGAGCUGAGUCCGCUCGUCGGCGACUUGCCUGAGGUGGUCAUUGGGCAGGGCAGCGGCGGCGGCGGGCCGUUUCGCAGCUGGGGGACCGACGAUGCGGGCAUGGACGAUAUUCGCCGGUCACAGGGCGAGGUGCAGCGCGCUGUCGAGGUGGUCGACGACAAGAUUGCUGCGGCGGCAGAGCGGCGGAGGGAAGUUGACGUCGAGGUCAAGGUGCGGGAGGCGGCAGUCGAGGAGGCCAGAGCGGCGCUGCAAAUGGUGCGGGAGAAGGUUUUUGCGAGUUUCCCCAGGUGA